UCUUUUGCUUUACCUCUCAAUUCCCAAAUCCAUUAAAAAAAAAAAAAAAUAGACACAAAAUCAUAACUGGUUCUAAUGGCAUUUUCUCUCUGACCAAUCCAAAUAACUAUCCCCAAAAACCCCUCAAAAACCUCAAAAUACCGUACCUGUCCCACUCAAUUCAGCACUUUUGAAUUCCCAAACCAAACCACCUACUACUCGUACUAGUACCACUUCUAUUACUAUUACUACCUCUCUUUUAUUCGUUCGCUCUAUUCUGAUCACUUUUAUUUUAUUUUUUGACCUCAAAGUUCGAUUAAUUUACAGUAAUGUCCAACUCUGGCGGCUUCGCUCUGACUCGGACCCACGGCUCGGACCGGUUCUACAACCCGCCGGCGGUUCGUAGACACCAGCAGCUGCUUUUGCAGCAGCAGCAGAAAAGGCAGCUCCACAGCCAGAAGGAGGUGAAGCCCGAGACCCGAGUCGACUCGGACGAGUCGACAUUGUCUAGGCCAAACUCGGUCUGCUCUGCCUCUUCUUCAAACGCUGAUUCCACCAACUUGGAUCGCCUUGUAGAAUCGGUCACUCCCUUUGUUCCAGCUCAGUCCUUCUCCGAGGCAAGAAUGAGGGGGCGGAGAAAUCGUGAAGCUGACAUACACUUUAGUCUUGGUGAUCUAUGGGAAUCUUUUAGAGAAUGGAGUGUGUAUGGAGUGGGAGUACCAUUGUUAUUGAAUGGCGGUGACUCUGUUAAACAAUAUUAUGUUCCAUCUUUGUCGGGAAUACAAUUGUACACAGAUCCACAUAGGCUGAGGAGGCCUGGUGAGGACAGUGAUGCUGAGUCUUCAAGGGAGACAAGCAGCGCUGGCAGCAGUGACUGUGAGGCAGAAAGGCGAGCCAAAAGCAUUGUUGAUGGACUGCAGGGUCAGCACGAUCUAAUGAGCUUAAACAAUCAGAGAAUGAGCAGACUUACAUUGAGAGAUAAACCUCCCCUGAGUCCAUCCGGUGAUGAAACUGAGGUUUGCAGCUCUCCUGGGAAGAUUGUAUUUGAAUAUUUUGAACAAGAACAACCACAUCAUCGCCAACCUUUGUAUGAUAAGAUUUCAAAUCUUGCAACUCAAUUUCCUGAUCUCAGGUCGUAUAGGAGCUGUGAUCUUUUGCCUACAAGUUGGGUUUCUGUGGCUUGGUAUCCAAUAUAUAGAAUCCCUGUAGGCCCAACACUACAAAGUCUGGAUGCUUCUUUUCUAACCUUCCAUUCCUUAUCGACACACUCCAGAAGCAAAAAUAAACCACAGUUUCAUACUUCAAGUGGGAGGAAGGUCCACAGGGUUGGUGAAUCCUCAAAGAUUUCUCUGCCUGUUUUUGGCCUUGCUUCCUACAAGUUGAGAGGUUCAAUUUUGACUCCUGGUGGAGCCUGUGAAAGUCAGCAAGCAAACUCUCUAUUGCAGGCUGCUGACAAUUGGCUCCGGCGUUUGCAAGUUAAUCUUCCUGAUUUCCAGUUCUUUGUUUCCCACAACUCACAAUGGAGAUGAUAGGGGGUAUGGAUUAUAAUGUUCUUCCAUAUGGACAGAAGUUCCAGGUUGUCAGUGUUGGAAUGAGAUAUGGUGAAAGUUAAAUGCCUUUGCUUAAAAACCCUCCUAAAUAACAGCUUGGUUUUCAGCCUUGUCAGCCUUAUUACCAUGUUAGUUUCUGAAUAGAAGCAGAAUGGUCCAUAAGAAGUUGAAUGAGAAAGAAAAAGAGACUUGUGGCUUCAGUCAGACUUGGUCACAUAAGGAAUUCGGUGAUGCAACCGGAUGUUAUUCAGGCCUGCAGGUGCACAAAGGGCUUGUAGGCACUAGACGGCUGUUCUGUUGUAUAAGGGUAUGGCAUGCAAAACUGCAAUCCAACAUUGGAAUCAGAUAGCCUCACUUCUUUUGUUGUGUUGGGGGCAGCUCUUAAUUAUAUGAUCUGGGUAUGUUGGGUCAUUUACUGACCCCAUCUUGUUGUCCUUGCCUAGUGAAUUUUGGAGAAACGUGUGGCAAUAUUGAUCGUAAACUCUCGGAAAAUCUGUACUCUUGUCAUCACAUAUAAACCCAUACCAGUAGUUUUCAGAA
Molecule: messenger RNA, 2069 nt
Organism: Quercus lobata
Lineage: Eukaryota; Viridiplantae; Streptophyta; Magnoliopsida; Fagales; Fagaceae
Exons: 6
Coding region: 309-1508 (399 amino acids)
Source: RefSeq, a predicted model, not a curated record